Molecule: messenger RNA, 1098 nt
Organism: Cydia strobilella
Lineage: Eukaryota; Metazoa; Arthropoda; Insecta; Lepidoptera; Tortricidae
Exons: 5
Coding region: 127-708 (193 amino acids)
Source: RefSeq, a predicted model, not a curated record
UCGGGUUUCUGCUAGGGAUAGCUGUAAUAUGAUUAGGAGUUAGGUAUAUGGGUUUCAACUUAGGCUAGCAGUAAUGCGAUGUCUCAGAAUUCAAGUUAUAAUAUAAAGUGUUAUUGAGCGGCAGAGAUGGACGUAGGGAAUCGCUCCCGUCGUGAGAAAUGCUGCUGUAUGCAAGUAGAGAAGACAUGUUAUAUUUUUGCCAUAAUUAAUGUGGUAAUCGUCAGCCUCUCUGCCUUGGCCUGCCUCUCCACAGAGGCGUUGAUCGUGACCAGAGUAGCCAUCAGCUUCAUUCAGUACAACUUCUCUCAGUUCUUGCCCACGUGGAUCGUUAUAUUUCCCAUUUACGCCGUUGCCUGUUUUCUGACGGUUACUUCUGGAGUAUUCGCAGUGUUAUUGCUCCAAGGAAUUCGUUUGAAAAUGCCUAAACUGGUGUUGGCGUAUCUGUUCUUCGGCUUGAUAGUGGAAACAGUAAUGAUAUCUGCCACUAUUAUCGCCAUAGCUUUUAUCACGGUUGCAAGAAUCCCUGGAGAAAAUUAUGACCUUGUAAAUGGCGGUAUAGCCCUGGCUUUUGUUAUAUGUGCGGUAUAUGGAUAUAUCCUGUGGCUGGUGCGGAAGACUUAUAUUAUACUUUUAUCAAGAAAUCAGAAUGGCAUAUUGAAUGACCAGACUAUGCUGUAUAUCUGUAAAGAUAUCUAUCUUAAAAAAUAGGACAUUUUCUAUGAAAAGGGACCUUAUUGUCAAUGGCGCUUACGCCGCACAGCGUCGCGCGGCAUUGUAUUUAUAUCGGAGCAUCGUUUAUAAUGGCGUAAGCUCCAUCGACUAUAAGGUCCCUUUUUAUAGAAAAUAUCACAAAUGUUAUUUUAUGUACGUUUGCAAAGUGGAUUGCAUUUGUACUAUAAGUACCUAUGAGUAGGGCAUCUAUAAUAAUAAUCAUAAUAAACUGAAAUAAAUAUCAUAUACGAAGGAAAAAAUAGUAGUGUGUCUACUUGAAAAACCACAAAUUAAAAUAUUUUCAUAGAAAAUAAUUUAAUUUGUUCUUAGAGUAAUAAUCAUAAUCUUUAUUGUCUAUUAUUUGUAAAGUAUUCUUGCCAUGAUAUA